Messenger RNA from Taeniopygia guttata (zebra finch), 3088 nucleotides. It is a transcript of the gene FAM222A, whose product is annotated as family with sequence similarity 222 member A. The record is from RefSeq and is a predicted model, not a curated record. NCBI's taxonomy places the organism in Eukaryota, Metazoa, Chordata, Aves, Passeriformes, Estrildidae.
CCAUCCACCCCCCCCCCGCCCCGCCCCGCCGGGCACCGACCGCCGCCGCACAAAGGAACCGGGGGCAGCCGCGGUGUGAUGCCCCGCGGGGUCGCCGCGCCGGCCCAGCUCAGCCGCGCCGGGUGGAUUUGGGGUUAAUUAAUUUUUUUUUUUUUUUUCUUCUUCUUCUCCCCGGAUAUUUUUUUCGCUCUUCCUAUUCCCCGCCCCUUUCCCCGCGGUGCUCCCCGCCGUCCCCCCCGCCCCGGGGCCGGGAGCCGCACGCUGGCCGCGCACGGGGCGGGGCGGGCCGCCGGCGGGGCGCGGGGCCGGGCGGGCGCCGCCGCUGCUGCUGCGCGGCCCGGGGGGGCGGCCCGGCGCGCCCCGCAACGCAGCGCCCGCAGCCGGCCCGGAUCCAGCUCUGACGGGCACGGGGCGGCAGCGCCCGCAGGGAAGCCCGGACCAUGCUGGCCUGCCUGCAGAGGACCCAGAACCCCCCAGCCCAGCACCUCCCCUGCCCCAGCAAGGCGCUGGAGCCACGCAAGUGCGAGACGGCCCCCAUGCAUUCCCCGCGCUACCCCAGCCCCGCCGAGCUGGACGCCUACGCACAGAAGGUGGCCAACAGCCCGCUGACCAUCAAGAUCUUCCCCACCAACAUCAGGGUCCCCCAGCACAAGCACCUUAACCGGACGGUGAACGGCUACGACACCACGGGGCAGCGGUACAGCCCCUACCCCCUGCACGCCGGCGGCUACCAGGGGCUGCUGGCCAUUGUCAAAGCCUCCGGCAAAAGCGUGGUGAAGAACUCGGAGGGGAAGCGGACUAAGCUCUCGCCCGCCCAGGUGGGCGUCGCUCCCUACCCCGCCUCAAGCACUUUAGCUCAAGGUCCCUCCUGCGCCGCCGGGCAGCUGAGCUACCACGGCGGCCAGAAGCAGCUGGAGGGUCCCGUGCCCCCCAACGUGACGGUGGCGGCCUCGGUGCUGCCGCUGGCGGGCAGGAGCCUGGCCCUGCCGCCCUCCAACCUGCCCUCCAUCCAGAGCAUCAUCUACCAGAUCAAUCAGCAGUGCCAGGCGCAGGGUGCCCAGCCCGGCUGCCCGGCCGUCGUGGCCGCCCACCCCAGCCCGGCCAAGCACGGCGCCGCCUUUGGCCCCGGCUACGGCGGCACCGUCCUGCCCGAGUGCCGCAAGGGCGCCGAGCUGGCGCUGGGCUCCAACCCAGCCCUGGGACCCAAGGCGGGCGUUUACCCCGAGGGCAUGGACUACCUGGUGUGGCAGCAGAAGCAGCAGCAGCAGCACCUGCGAAUGUACAGCGGGGGCAGCGGCGGCGGAGGGGCUCUCAGCAAGUCCCCCGAGACGUGCGCGGGCGCCUCGCGGCCCUACGGGCUGGGUGGUGGUGCCACCGCUGACAAGGUGAGCUCGUCCCCCUUGAACUGCAUGCACGGCAACUUCGCAGUGGGGCAGUACUUUGCUCCCCCCUGGAACAGCAUCCUGGUGACCCCCAACAGCGACUGUUACAACCCGCCGGAGCUGGGGGCCGGCCCCCGCGAGCUGGGGGUGCCCCCGGCCGAGGGGCUGCCCAGCAAGAGCCUCUGCAAUACCUCCAUCCUCAGCAGCAGCCUCCAGUCCCUGGAGUAUCUCAUCAACGACAUCCACCCACCCUGCAUCAAGGAGCAGAUGCUGGGCAAGGGUUACGAGACCGUGUCUGUGCCAAGGCUCUUGGACCACCAGCACGCCCACAUCCGCCUGCCCGUCUACAGAUAAGGGAGCGAUGCUGCUCUUCCCAAACCCAGGGCGAGGACUUGGCGCCAGCCGCGGGUACCGGACCGCGACAGCGAGGGCGGGGGGACAGGGAGGGGGACGGGGGGUCGGCUGCCGAAAGGGCUCCGGGGACACCGGGGUCCCCAGACUGGACACAGCCGUGACCCGCUGGAAGCUGAGGCCGAAGGACCGCUUGUCUAUAUAGCUCAGAAAUCAUUUUAUCUCCACGAAUGUGAACAGGGAAUUGCUACGAGUUGCUGCUAUCCAGGGAGGGGAGGCUCUGCCAUGCUGGCGGUUCCCAGAGCGGGGCAGAGCCCGCUGGGGUCGUGGCCGGCCGGGAGGCUCCAGGGUGGCCAGUGCUGACCUGGCAGCUGUCCCCGAGGUUCCACUGUGGCCUGUCCUGGCACAGCAGUGGCUGGGAGGCUCCGUGGUGCCCAGUGCCAGCCUAGUGGUGGCCGGUCCCAGCCCGGCCGUGGCCACAGGGAGAUGGCGCCUGACCUGUAGCUGAAGUCCGUAACUUGCACUGCUUUGAUUAAAGCUAAUAACUGGGGACAGUCUGGAGGCUAUUUAAGAAAAACACUUGAAAACUUGAACAGAUUUUUUUUGUUUUUUUAAUUUUAUUUUUUUUUUAGUUAACUAGGCUGUACAUCUACGUGUUGGCUGCUACAGAGUCUCCUCCCACCCCUCUUCCUCCUCAUCCUCGUCCCCUCACCCGGCCCCACAGUGGCCACGGCUCCUAUAACCAGGAGAUUUGGGACCCCCUCAGCCCUUCUCUCCUGGGAAUCGCCGGCUCUCACACUUCCAGGCUGUUUUAUUUCCCCCCUUACUGUCAGUUCUACCUUGGUUCUGGGUCGCGGUACUGGGGCGCUCACAUACCUCCUUUUUUUUUUUUUUUUUUCUCUUUUUUUUUUUUUUAAAAAAACCCCAACAAUUCCAAAAUUCUCAUUAUGGUCCGUUAUUCACUCUGUGUAAUUCUGUGUUUAAUAGAUUUGUUCAUUUACAAAAAGCUCCUCACUACAAAAUACAAAGUGUUUUGAUGUUUAAAGGUAAAAGAAGAAUAAUAUCCCGAUGAAACCCAAGGUGAUUGUGCUCGGAAAAGAGGUACUGUAUCCCUGAAAGCCUGUUCAAGCACUAAGUGCAUUUACAAAUCUCUGAGAAUGUUUUUUUUUUAUACUAAAAUUGACCAUUAUAUUCUACUGUGAGAAGUGCUGGCUGCACUAUAUUGUUUUAAAAAUGAGAAAACAAAAUGAAAAAAAAAAAAAGAAAAAAAAAAAGAAAAAAAAAACCAACACAAAACCCGCAAGCCGUGUGUCCGGAUGGUGUUUUUCCCAAAGUAAAACCAGGAUCUCGCUGGA